Molecule: messenger RNA, 2961 nt
Organism: Haliotis rufescens (red abalone)
Lineage: Eukaryota; Metazoa; Mollusca; Gastropoda; Lepetellida; Haliotidae
Product: lactoperoxidase-like
Exons: 14
Coding region: 148-2679 (843 amino acids)
Biological process (GO): response to oxidative stress
Molecular function (GO): peroxidase activity; heme binding
Source: RefSeq, a predicted model, not a curated record
AGUGUACCCGGAUGUGUCACGUGGCCGGAUCGGCAAUUUGAUAGGCGGCUGUAAAGAUAUAAAUUCCCUUGAUACAAGAGAAACGCUAAUAAAGAAGGUUGCUAUCCUUGAAAACACAUACAAGAGUUGAUCUGUCUCAGAACCACAAUGCUGAGGCCGGCAGUGCUUAGUUCGCAGCUGAUUCUGUUGCUGAUGGUGGCUCAAACUGAUGCAGCAUUGUCCUCCCUCAGCGUCAACACUGACAGCAUCAGUGUUAGUGCAGUCCAACAGGAAACUGCUGUUUCGCGGGCCCAAGUUCAGCUUGAGGCGGAACGCAGUCAAGAAAGUGCCUUUCAGGAAUUGGACCUAGCUGCAUCAGAACCUGGCUCUACAACGGACCAGCUCAACAAGUUCACAUUCACAGCACCUGAGAGUAUAAUCAAGGGAAACAACCAUCGCAUCAAUGUCCUACAAGUUACACAGUUGCUGCAGGCGGCGAACGUAUCACAAGAGAAGAUCCCUUCGUUCCUGAAGAGUGGUUUUGGUCCAAGGCUCAACUGCGCUUCCAGCCUCAAGUGCAACAAGUACUCCAAGUACCGCACAGCUGAUGGUUCCUGCAACAACCUGGCGCACACAAGCUGGGGCAAGGCAUCCAUUCCGAUGAGGCGAUGGUUGAUCCCAGACUAUGAUGAUGGUGUCUCCUCCCCACGAGAAAAAGCCACCCUAGGGUCGUCCUCCAAGUUACCCAGUGCCCGCCUGGUCAGCACGACUGUCCACACCCCGUCAACAAACGCUGACCGCCACGCCUCCUACACCCACAUGUUGAUGCAGUGGGGUCAGUUCCUGGAUCACGACAUCACCAGCACGCCAACACAGCAGCUGUCUGGAAGUUCGUAUGGCGGUUCUGUUGGGUGCUGUGGUUCUCAGUUUCAUAAAGGAAAAAGAGCAGCAUUUGUACAUGUACAACCACCGCCACCACAUCAAAUCAACAGGCCCCAGUGCUUCCCCAUCGAUAUUCCACAACCCGAUCGACACUUCAAGUCAACCUGCAUGAACUUCGUGCGCUCGGUUCAAGUAGCGAACGCCGACUGCCAAGCAGCGCCCGUGGAACAGCUGAACCAGAUCACAGCCUACAUAGACGCCUCACAGGUGUACGGGUCGUCACAGGGGGAACAGAACAAGCUACGAACAUUUGUGAACGGUCAGCUGAAGAUGAAAUCCACUCACUUGCCCAAAGAUGCGCAACAAAGCUGCACCACGCCAUUGAGCCCCAGCUACUGUUUCCUAGCAGGUGAUCAUCGAGUGAAUGAAAAUCCAACUCUUCAGAGCAUGCACACCAUUUUCAUGAGAGAACACAACCGCAUAGCUAAAAAACUAAAAGCCCUCAACUGUCAUUGGAGCGAUGCGAUCACUUUCCAGGAAGCUAGGAAGAUUGUCGGAGCCAUCAUACAGAAAAUCACGUACGAUGAAUACUUGCCUAUUAUCAUGGGCCAGCAAGCCAUGACCCAAUAUGGCUUGCCAAUUGGAUCUGGGAGCAUUUACGCCAACGUAUACAGCACUACGACCGACGCCAGCAUCAGGAACGCCUUCGCUACGGCGGCUUUCAGAAUGGGACACUCCAUGAUUCACAGCCACUUAGCUAGCUACAGCUCUUCAUAUAGUAAUCUCGGCCAGGACCAACUAAGCAAGACCUUCGGCAGGACGAAUCUCAUUUUGAACGUCAACAACAGGAAGGUGGACCAUUAUUGUAGAGGGCUGGUUAAGGACGGAGUUCAGAAUGCAGAACACAAACUGACGCAGGAGGUCACGGACAAGUUGUUUGCUGACAGUAACGGCAAUAGUCUGGACCUGGCAGCUCUCAACAUCCAGAGAGGAAGAGACCACGGGCUACCGUCUUACACCAAGUGGAGGAAGUAUUGUAACGUUCCAACAGCUACAUCCUUCGCUGGCCUGGCCUCCACGACGCACACAACAACUACAGCGAACCUUUUGAAGAGCGUUUAUAAACACAUCGACGACAUUGACCUGUUUCCCGGGGCUCUGUCUGAGAAGCCUGUUCCAGGAGGACUUCUGGGACCGACCUUUACCUGUCUCCUGGGGAAGCAGUUCCAGGCCCUGAAGGAAGGAGACCGAUUCUGGUUUGAAGAGAACAACGCAUAUGUGAAAUUUACUCCGAACCAGCUGAAUGAGAUCCGGAAAGCCAGUCUGGCCAGGGUAGUGUGCGACAAUACGGACACCUACAAGAUUCAGAAGAACGCUUUCAUCAAGGGAUCUCCGGUUUCAUGCGGUUCACUGGGUGAAAUUAACCUCAACCACUGGAACGAGCCGAGCACAGGCACCUGGAACACCUGGACGUCCUGGGGAACAUGCUACUCAAACAGACAGAGUAGGAGACGCUUAUGCAAGCCCUGUGGCUGCUCUGGUCAGAGCUCUCAGAGUCGUACAUGUGUUGGGUGCAGUUGGUCCAGCUGGGGAAAAUGGAGUAGCUGUGUGUCCGGAAGAAGAAGCCGCUCUCGCUACUGUCCCAACAACCAAUGGCGUGGUCGCAGACAGGCGGGGUUGGAGCAGCCAUUGGAUGCCUCUUAUAAUCCUAUCCUUCCUGUUGAUUCCUGUAUUUGUUCAGGAUCAAGCACACAAUAUGGAUCCUGUGGAGGGAAUUAUGCUGUAGGUCCUCAGGAAUUUUUAAAACCUGAGAUCUAACGUGGUCAAUCAUAUAUCAUGAUAUUGAGAAGAAAAGAUUUACAACCGUGGCACUUUCGAUAAUAUGAUAGGAACCUACCAUCUCGUUUACUCUUUUGUCCAUUAUGUGUUAACAUACGGAAGCAAUUUGACACUUUGCUUGAUCAUCAUGUGUGCAAUCUUGGAAAAACAUACCCAUUAAUCACAACUGAUAUCAGGGUCAUAAAACGAAAUCUAUACUUGUCCAUAUGAGUGCUGGUCAAAAAAUUCUAAGCCUAAUAAACAAAACAAACAACUGUGAAA